GAGAAGGAUUGUGACAUGGACUCUAAACGUGACCGCAUUUGCGUCUCAAGCCAGGAAUAUGACGCCCACAGCUCAUUGCUCCUUCCAGGCCCGCAGAGUGCACCACUUCCCUCCCCUGCCCAGACCUGGGGGCUCCAACACCCAAAGCCUAGGAGCCCAGGCUCCGGCCAUUCUUUUGACCUGCCGUACAGCAUGGCAGCCCCCAAAGGCGUGGCCCAGGGCACUGAGAGACGUACAACAUGGCCGCCUACAGGGAGCACACCGCACGCCCUCCCGCCCGGCCACCGGAAGUUUCCAUUUGAAAGCCAGGCGGCAGACCGGGUUGCUGGUGCGGCAGUUACUGCGGAGCAGCUUUUGAACCAGAGCGACGAGGGCUGCGAGGCCCAGCCUUGCCGCCUCGUUACGAUGACCAGCGUGGUUAAGACAGUGUACACCCUGCAGCCCCCCGCUGUGCAGAGCAGCGGCCUGCUGGCAGACACACAAACUCGAGCCCCUUCGAAGAGCCUCUUACCAGUGAAGUCCAAAGAAGUGGAUGUUUCCAGGCUUCAUUCAGGAGGUGCAGAGAACGAUGUUACAAAAAUCAUCAAACCAAGACGAGAGAACGGGCAGGUGAAAGCUGCAGACACUGCCUUUAGGAGGAACAUCAGAAAAAGCUACAAGCCACUGAGCAAGCAGAAAUCAGAGGAAGAGCUCAAGGAUAAGAACCAGCUCUUAGAGGCCGUCAACAAGCAGCUGCACCAGAAGUUGACUGAAACUCAGGGAGAACUGAAGGACCUGACCCAAAAGGUGGAGCUGCUGGAGAAGUUUCAGGAUAACUGUUUGGCAAUUUUGGAGAGCAAGGGCCUCAACCCAGUUUUAGGCAGUGAGACCCUGGCGUCACGGCAAGAAGCCACCACAGAUCACACGGACUCUAUGUUGCUACUGGAAACUUUGCAAGAUGAGCUGAAGCUUUUUAAUGAAACAGCCAAAAAACAGAUGGAGGAGCUACAGGCCUUAAAAGUAAAGUUGAAGAUGAAAGAAGAAGAGCGGGCCCGGUUCCUAGAGCAGCAGACAUUAUGUAACAGUCAAGUGCAUGAUUUUACAACAGCCCUUGAGGAAAUGGAGCAGCUAUUGGAAAUGUGAUGAAAAGCAGACCAGCUGGCUCCCUCUUGGGGUUAAACUCUCAAAGGAAGCCACUUAGGACAUCUGCUUCUUGGCCAUGACCUUCUAGGACUCACCAUCCCCAGAAUGAAAACAGUUUCUGCAGUAGGAUUAAGGACAGUUGAUGCCGGAAUGGCGGUUCCUCCUUAAACAAGUGUUCCCAGCCUUUCAGAUUGGUUGGCUCUCCUGAACCUCACAUGUACGUAACUGAGGCCUACAAAGAGGGGGUGCCUGGAAGCUUGGAUCAACCUUCUACGCAACAAAGCGGCAAGCCAUUAGAAUCAGACCAAAUCAGUCAUAGUCAGAGGAUCCCAAAGGUAACAUUCAGAUGUGUAGGAAGAAAGCCUUAAUUGUACAGAGGAGCACAGAUGCUCCACAGGAGACAUCACUGAGAAGCCAUGCUAGACUUUCUAACUUGGAACACAUUCUGUCUCAUCCCGGUUGGGCUCUAUACCUCAUUGUAAAUCAUUGAACUUGAAGUUACUUAAGAUGGCUUAAUAAAUGGGGGUGAAGUUAUAGAUAGCAAUAACACCUACCUGAAACCGUACACCUUGGAGCUUUUAAUCUAAAUCACUUCCGUUUUUGGGGUUUGGUUUUGGUGAUUUUUACGAAGUGCUACUUUUAAAAUAAAUAUUUCUAUAACUG
Messenger RNA from Panthera uncia (snow leopard), 1785 nucleotides. RefSeq names its product kinetochore localized astrin (SPAG5) binding protein (gene KNSTRN). NCBI's taxonomy places the organism in Eukaryota, Metazoa, Chordata, Mammalia, Carnivora, Felidae. Gene Ontology annotation, cellular component: microtubule plus-end; kinetochore; mitotic spindle. The record is from RefSeq and is a predicted model, not a curated record. The transcript has 9 exons. The coding region runs from base 16 to 1122 and encodes 368 amino acids. Gene Ontology annotation, biological process: regulation of attachment of spindle microtubules to kinetochore; spindle organization; mitotic sister chromatid segregation.